AUGGAUGGCACGGAAAUAAUUGUUGCAGGCGUGCAAUCUCCGACACCUACAAAUUUGUUAAGAUCGUUGGCCUCACCAGUCUGGCAACCUAACUCACCCAAUCUGGAUGCCAAAAUUGAUUUCUACACUGACCAUGCCAUGUCGAAAUAUAGCUACACACAGGAACAGGCACUUGGGUUGUUGUUUUGGCACAAACACAACGUUGACAAGGCCCUGGCAGACCUGCCUCAAUAUGCUCCAGCUCCAGAUGAUUGGUGCACCGAGGACAGGGUCCUCUUUGAACAGGCAUUCACAUUUCUUGGCAAGAACUUCAACAGAAUACACAAUAUGUUGCCUGAGAAGUCGGUGGGAAGCCUGGUGAAGUAUUAUUAUUCGUGGAAGAAGAGGAAGAACAAUGUCAGCUCUAUGGACAGACAAGCGAGUAAAAUGCUCCAUCAAGAUUUUCAAAAUAGUGAAAAAAAUGAAGAAAUUGAAAAAUCUCAAAAACAGUCUGACUACUGGAUGUGCAGUAAGUGGUCUCACGCACGAAACAAAAGUUCAUUCGAUCUCUACCUGAACGCAGAGGAACUGCUGAUGUUGAUGAACGGACAGGGGGAGCACAUGUUCAGCCUCCUUGAUAAUGAACUGUCUGCAUCCAGGAAGAAGGUAUCCAACAACAAAGUCAUUAUUGCCGGCAUGAAGCGAAGAUCAUCUUUUGCUAUAGACAAAUUUAGGAUUCCAGAGGUUUCACGAACACACACAACUAAAUGGACGAAUUCUGAAUUGCUCCUGGCAGUUCAAGGUAUCAGACAGUACGGAACGAACUUUCAGGCUAUUAGUGAGGUCAUUGGUACAAAGUCGGAACAUCUUGUCAGAAAUUUUUUCAUGAAUUUCAAAACACGCUACAACUUGGAUGAAGUAAUGAAGGAAUAUGAAAAAGAGAUGAAACUGAAUGCAGAGAGCCAACAACGUCAUCCACUGCAUCAACAACAACUUCCUAUUGACCAAACAUUUCCAUCCACAAACAAACAUCAACCUUCUCUAGCUCUGAGCAACCAAGCGUAUAGGCAAACACGUGAACAGGGACACCAACAACAACCUUCCACACUGUUGAAACAUUUCAACAGCAAGCAGAUCUGA
Messenger RNA from Helobdella robusta, 1119 nucleotides. RefSeq lists its product as hypothetical. Gene Ontology annotation, biological process: regulation of transcription by RNA polymerase II; negative regulation of DNA-templated transcription. The coding region runs from base 1 to 1119 and encodes 372 amino acids. The transcript has 12 exons. Gene Ontology annotation, molecular function: transcription corepressor activity. Lineage: Eukaryota; Metazoa; Annelida; Clitellata; Rhynchobdellida; Glossiphoniidae. Gene Ontology annotation, cellular component: transcription regulator complex; histone deacetylase complex. The record is from RefSeq and is a predicted model, not a curated record.